AUGGGGUGCUCCUUCUCGGGGCUGAACGCGCUGUACGAUGCGGUGAACGGGGGAGGCGAUGUAUGGAUCAACGAGAACCGGUUCAGGAUCCUGAGGCAGCUGGGGGAAGGCGGAUUCGCCUAUGUCUUCCUUGUGAAAGAAGUGAUUGCCGACGACGGAUCCCAGGGCGGAGCCGCGAGUGGGCUUGCCGCCAAGAAAUUGAAGAACCCAUCUCACGUGUCAGGUGCGUGCAUUGCUUGGAUCUUCCCUAGUGUUGCUCAUCUUUCAAUUCAGAGGAAACCAGGAGUGAGGAACGACAGUAGGCAUUUUGUCACUCGGUUGUUUGUGGAAAAUGUGCUGAGUUUUCUUUACUGUGGUAACAACUGCCUCUAGUAAUCUCCUUCGUGAAGUGGAUUUCGCCUAGUUUUCUCGGCACUUGAGGUUGUGACCGGGAUAUGGAAAGAUUGGUGGGUUUACGCAUCGAUUCUGAAUUUCGAUCCUUCCAUGUGCAUUGUUCGCGUUGGUACAGAUGAGGGGUUAUAUGCAAUGAAGAAGGUGCUGAUCCAAACGGAGGAGCAGCUGGAGUUGGUGAGGCAGGAGAUCCGCGUCUCAUCUCUGUUUAGUCAUCCCAAUCUACUUCCUCUUCUUGAUCAUGCAAUCAUCGGAGUUAAGGUAAUUCUGCUGGAUGUUCCGCAUUAUUUCAUGGGUUUCUUAGGCAAAUCUUCCCCCAGUCAGAUUUACAAAGUUUUCGCCCCUUUGCUAGCACUGUAACUAUAGGGAAAACUGUAUGGCUAGGUGAAUUGCAGAAAAGAUACACACCAUUUCCUCCUAAUCUGUUUGAAACUGGUCUUCAAGGUUUACGUGAAGGUCUCAUUUGCCACAUAUUAGAGCUGCCAUAAUCUUAUGCGAUAAGAAAACUAAAUCCUGAUUCAGCGUGAACUGUCCUUAUUUAUGUCAGCGUUGACCAAUUAGGGUAAUUUUUUAGCCCGGUCAGAACUGUAGUUUGGAUUCCUACAUUUAAAGGGACAUAUGGGGUGAUAUAUAUCCUGAUUCUCACCAGAUUACUUCACUUGAUGAAGCCACGCGAAAAAAUGCAUCUUCUAAGAUAAUCUACAUCCCCUAAAUCCUGACCUAAUUCGGGGAGCUAUGUUGCUGUAUGCGCGAAACUGCAGGUUAAUUUUCGCAGAAUGCCAUGUAAAGAGCUGUGUUCUUGGCUAGAAGCUUAGGUUAGUGAGUUUCGUUUUAAUUCCUAGUUGCAUGGAUUCAAAAUGUUACAAAGUAUCUGGAAUCUAGAAAAAAAACGGAGUGCCAUUGGGAACACUAAAGAGAGAGAAGUCAGACCAGAACGAGUAGAGUGAGAAGCCUGUCAACCAAUUCGAUGCUCUUCACGAGAUAAUCACAUGACAGCCAUUAAAUUCCAACAAACGAGGCAUUUAGCCUAUCAAAAUGGAUCAGUUAGUCCAAGGGCCCUUAUUCUCAGUAACAUUUUCUUACGUGGAUGAUUCAUUUUCUUGCAAAGGAAGAUAAUACUGUUUAAUUUACUUUUUGUUUAAAUCCUAUUAGUGAAUCUGGGAUUUAUUCUCUCUCUUGUUCUCAGUGCUAAUGGUAAUAAAUACCGACAGACCUUUACCAAAGCUAUUGUGGAUGGUGAACGCUGCAUAAUUCUUUAUCUAUGGAUCCUGUCAGAUCCAAACCAGGAAAACUGUGAACGAUCCCACAAGAACUGCAUUCAUUUUCCCAAUGAUAUGUUUGAUUGAUUUCUAUAUACAUAUAUAAAUGAAAAAUGAAAUAAAUUAAGAAUUUCAUGCAUAGAAUCCUUAAGGAUCUGCACCAGAUUCUUUCAUCUUAGACAUCAGGCAAGCUGGCAAUGAAAUCUACUGAAAUGUGAAAGGGUGAAGGUUUAUGUUUCGUCUUAAUACUUAUAGGGGGGACCAGAGAAGUCACGCAAUCACGAGGCAUAUCUCUUAUUUCCUGUUCAUUUGGAUGGCACCUUGCUGGACAGCACGAAAGCUAUGCAGUCAAAAAAGGAGUUUUUCCCCACACUCACCGUACUUCAGAUCUUCAGACAGGUGAGAUCUGAUCUGGUCUCUGCGUGCGUGUCUUGCUGUAACUUUUAUCUUUCUGCAGGGUAUCACGUCAUAAAAUUAAAAAACUCACAUAUUUUUUGAUGCCUGCCACAAUAUCUGUAUUACUUAUUUCCCCUCUUUAUAUUGUAUGCGACACAGGAGAUCUAGCAAACUUUUUUUUCAAUAAUUACUGAUCAUAAGGGUUGCUUGAUUUAUGUUUUAUCCUUUAUUUUGUGCUUUCGAGGUUAAUGUACUUCCAGUCAAUGCCGUCAGUAUCCCUAGGUACUUGAGCCGCAUGAUCCAUCAGAUUUGGGGGGAUAAAUGGUGUAUGAUCUUUGAUUUGAGGCAUUGUAAGGUUAUUCCCUUAAACCUCAAAUGGAUUAGAGGGUCCCUUAAAAUCUCAUCGAAAAUAUUAGUUUCGAUUCCUUCAAUUCCCCUAAAAUGAAGUGCUCAUCCCAAGAUACCAAUGCUUUGUGCUGGAAUAAGAAAUCUCGGGUUGGAACUUGCUAUUGUUUUGUGUUUAAACAGAAUUUCUUAGCACAACCCCUCAAGCACAAGCUGAGCUUCUAGGAUUUAUCUUGCGGGUAAUUUGAAUGAAUUAUGUUCAGCACAAGAUCAACCAUUGGCUCUAAUAGCAUGUUAGAGCUGCCGUGCCAUCCAACUGGAGACUCAUUGGCUAUGAGUAAAUUCAUUUAGGCCCAUCUUUAUGGUCAAGGUUUAUUUCAAGUACGGGGCUAUUCUUCACAACCACAUGGUCUCGGUUUAAUGAUAUUUGGCCGGUGAAACCAAUAAAACGAGAGUUAAACAGCCUCUUGAUCGACAUAUAUGCUGAGGUGGUAGGUGCUGAUCACACCCUCUGGCCUACAUCUGGAGUCAACAGUUACUAUCAUCGGAUGUAUUUCUGCUCGUCCGUGCAUAUUCAACCACUUUAAUGGGGGCAUUUGUUAAUUUCGAGUGGUGGAUUAGCGUAAUUUCACGAGUUUUAUGGAUAUGAACCCCCAAUGAAUGCAUUCUCUUGACAGCUCUGUGCAGGGCUGAAGCAUAUGCACAGUUUUGAUCCUCCUUAUGCUCAUAAUGACGUCAAACCCGGGAACAUCUUGGUCACCAAUCAAAAGGGACGGCCCCCUCUUGCCAUUUUGAUGGAUUUCGGAAGUGCUACACCCGCAAAGAAGGAGAUCCGAUCUCGUUCCGAGGCUUUGCAGCUGCAGGUAGUGAAAGAUUUUCUCGAAUCUACGCCAUAAAGAGUAUUAACUUUAGUUUUCAUGUUCUUUAUAUUGCUAACUUUUUCAUGUUUCGACCAAUUCUGUCUCCCUGGCGUCAUCAUGGCUCUCUAAAAGCUUAUGCUUGAAAAUAUGUUAUAUAAAGAUCAUGAAAUUCCUAUUUCUCGGAUAUGGUUUGAAUUUUUUUACUACCUUGGUGUCCAGGAAUGGGCGGCUGAACACUGUUCUGCCCCUUUUCGGGCCCCCGAGCUCUGGGAUUGCCCCAGCCACGCUGAUAUUGACGAGCGGACGGAUAUUUGGUCGCUUGGGUGCACUCUCUAUGCAACUAUGUGAGCAGGCCUUUCUCCCAUUGCUUUCUGGUUCACCUUUACAUUUAAUUGCACCACGAUCGCUACUUUCUUUCGUUGAUCCGAUUUAAAUCGCUCUCUCUCUCUCUCUCUCUCUCCCUCUCUCUAUCUUUCACCUCACGAUUAUCGAUCACUGUAAUGGAGCAUCCGGAAAUCUCUAGCUUCCGAUUCACCAUACAGCAAAUGGCUGAUUUUUGCCCGCCUCCAUGAAGGUACGGCGUGUCGCCCUUCGAGCAUGUCUUGGGCGAAUCCGGGGGGAGCUUGCAGCUGGCGGUGAUGAAUGCUCAGGUGAAGUGGCCCGCCGGCGGCCCCGACCCCCCUUAUCCGGAGCAGCUCCGCCAGUUUGUGGUGUGGCUGCUGCAGCCCCAGCCGACGGUGAGGCCUCGCAUCGACGACGUCAUUCUUCACGUUGACAAGCUUAUGGCCAAGUUCUCCUCUGAGUAG
Spirodela intermedia is the source of this 4056-nucleotide messenger RNA. The record is from the annotation of a GenBank genome assembly. Lineage: Eukaryota; Viridiplantae; Streptophyta; Magnoliopsida; Alismatales; Araceae.